UUCCGAUGUCAUUCCGAGUCUAACUCUGUUAUCGCUCACUUCGUGUGCUAACCCGUGUAACAAGUGCUUUAAAAUGUCGUACGAAAUGUUGUCUUCCACCGUCGAGGAACCCCAACCAAUCUCGAGAACCUACCAGUACAGGAAGGUCAUGAAACCGAUGCUGGAAAGAAAACGGAGGGCAAGGAUUAACCGUUGCCUGGAUGAACUCAAAGAACUAAUGGUGACAGCCCUGCAGAGUGAAGGAGAAAACGUCUCAAAACUGGAAAAAGCCGAUAUUUUGGAACUAACAGUGCGCCACCUUCACAAACUUCGUCGCCAGCAAAGACUAUCCACCAACCCCGUCAUCGAUGCGGACCGAUUCAGAGCAGGGUAUACGCAUUGCGCCAACGAGGUGUCCAGGUGCCUUGCCGCCAUCCCUGGAGUCGACGUCCAGUUGGGAACAAAACUGAUGACCCACCUAGGUCACCGCCUCAAUGAUAUGGACAAAGUGUCGCCACUAGUGAUUCAAGUGUCUUCUGCUUACACACCCCCUGGUUCCCCCAACUUGGAAGGGAUCACCCACAAUUACGCAAUGCCUUUGACGCCUGCAUCCUCCACGUCUUCGAGGCACUCUCCAUCCCCGAGUCAGCCAAUGGAUUGCUCCACCGCCGGGCUGUUAAAAGUGGCGCAAAAAGAAGAAGUCUGGAGGCCCUGGUGAAGGGAAAACUUUUAAAAAAUUUGUAUUUGUAAAUAUUUUGAACAAAUCUCACUUUGUCUUUCAUAACAAUUUGUUGCUCAAUUGCUUUAAUAUGUAGAUUUAGUUUUAGAGAAAGAUCUCUCUCCCUUUAUAAAAAAAGCUUUAAAUUUAUUUUUAGGGGUGAAUUAUUAGAUUUAAUCGUUUUGUGAUAUUGAUGUCAGUACCUGUGAUUUCCAAGGCAAUUUAAUUAACGAAAUCAAAAAAAUGUGUUUAUUAUGCCUUAUUUUUUGUAAUAUCUGUAUUGCAAGCAUUACUGUGAUACAAUUAUCGUAUUUUUGAUAUUGAAAAUACUACGUUUUUUAAAUAAAUAUGAUUUGUUAUAUA
Molecule: messenger RNA, 1060 nt
Organism: Anoplophora glabripennis (Asian longhorned beetle)
Lineage: Eukaryota; Metazoa; Arthropoda; Insecta; Coleoptera; Cerambycidae
Product: enhancer of split mbeta protein
Exons: 1
Coding region: 74-697 (207 amino acids)
Biological process (GO): regulation of transcription by RNA polymerase II; anterior/posterior pattern specification; regulation of neurogenesis
Cellular component (GO): nucleus
Molecular function (GO): DNA-binding transcription factor activity, RNA polymerase II-specific; protein dimerization activity; RNA polymerase II cis-regulatory region sequence-specific DNA binding
Source: RefSeq, a predicted model, not a curated record